AUGUAUGCAGAUGACACUAAUCUUACAUAUUCUGGUAGCGAUACAAACACUAUUCAAUUUCAUCUUAACGAAGACUUGGAAAACAUUAAUGAAUGGUUAAUAUCAAAUAAACUUACUUUAAAUAUGACUAAAACUGAGUACAUGUUAAUUGGGUCGAGACAACGUUUAAGUACUCUCUCUGACAAUCCUUCUUUUGAAAUAAAUGGAAUUCCUUUAGAUCGAGUUUCGACAACAAAAUCACUUGGUGUCUUAUUAGACGAAAAUCUUACUUGGAGUAGUCAUAUCAAUAAAAUGACAAAACGAAUUGCUUCUGGUAUCGGUGCUAUUAAGCGGUUGAGGUCAUUUGUUUCAUUGGAAACAUUGCAUGUUAUUUACCAAGCUCUAAUACAACCACAUUUUGAUUAUUGUAAUGUCGUGUGGGGAAAUUGUGGGAAAACUUUAUCUAACAAACUUCAAAAACUUCAAAACCGUGCAAUGCGGGUGUUGACCUUUUCCAACUUUGACGCCGAUGCCAAUAGCUUAUUGGAAAAGCUAGGGUGGGAUGAUCUAAACCAACAACGCCAAUUUCAAAAAGCAUUGAUGGUUUUCAAAUCUUUAAACAAUCUUGCACCCGAAUAUCUAUGUUCUAAAUUUACUAAUCGCAAUAAUGUAACUUCUUAUAUACUUCGAGACUCCGUGAACAAACUUGCUGCUCCUUUACCCCGCACCAAUUAUCUUAAAAAUAGCUUUAGCUAUAGUGGUGCAGUGUUAUGGAACAGCUUACCUAGUAAUAUAAGACAAGCGGAAUCUCUUACUGAAUUUCGACAAUUGUUGAAACAUCAUAUUCGAUAGACACGGCAUUCAUGGAAAACAGGUAUAAAUAUUAAUGUAACAUAGGCGUGAAAAAUUUUUUAAACUUAUUAAUGUAUAGAUAACUUUUUUGUAAACCUGAUGAAGCUACCGUGCUUAAAUAAAGAUUUGACUGACUGACUGACUUCCCUCCAUCCGAAAAACCGGAACGUAUACGAUACCCGGUGUUGUGAAUAUGAUAAAGGGUAUUGAUGAUAUGAAAUUACGACAACUUGAAAUGGACGGUCGGACGGAGGCAAGUGGUGAAUUAGUUCGCAAGGGGGAACUUGUUAAGAAUCAACGGAACGUUGAAUCUGGGAGAAAAUGAGGAUUAGCCGCACAGGAAAAGAAUAGACGGACUAAAAUUAAAUUACACAAAAAGGAAAUAAAAAUUUUAGAACUCGAAGAAGAACUGGACAAUACGAACGAAGAGUUCGACGACCUCGAAAUAGAACAUUAUAAUGUUCCGGAAGAGCUAAAAGAUUUACUGACCGAAAAUAUAAAACUUUGGACCGAGAAUAAAAAACUUACGAAAGAAUUAGGAAAUACGAACCACGAACUAGACGAAAUAGAAAAACUAUGUCGGUCGUAAAUAUUUUUUUUUUUAUUUCUCGUAGAAAUAAAAGAACAAUGUCUGAUACAAAGAAGUAAGUGAUCAAUGAUCUGUACGACGCCGCCUUACUCACGGCCGGUCUCGUCGGCGUUUCGUACGCUGCGAAAACCGUCGUCGGAAAAAGUUUGGGGGCAACGAUGACCUUCGAAUGUGCGAUGAAAUUAAGUCUUGCCGUCGCGGGAAGUUCAUUUGCCGUCGCGUAUCUGAAAGAUAAAGGAUACGUUCCUAAAACAAUCAAUAAAUAAAUAAUGACAUCUAAUUUAAUCGUCGGCGGAUUAUUUAAUGCAGUUGCGUUUGCGGGGGCAGGAUUCUUAUUUUCCCAUUUGAAUCAGAACGGGUACAAGGAAGAAGUCAAAAGACAUAAUCAUGCGUUGGAAGAAUUAGCCGAGGCUAAGGAGAAAUUUUACGAAUCCGAAGUGAAAAGACGCAAUCAAGAAUUACGUCGACGUCAAGAAAUUUUAGACGCGAAUCACGAUAUCGAAGAGACGAACAAAGCGUUGGACAAAUUAAGAAAUUAUAGGCGAAAAAUGGAUUUAUCGGCCCAGCACCGUAAACCAAAAUUAAGUGAUUAUUAUCAACCGUCGGACGACAUGCAAAAAUAUAUGUACGUUACCGUAAGUGCCAUCGGUCUCGGUAGCGGAUACGUACUGACGCGAAUUUUUGAAGUUGACGUAAAACUUAAAAAAUUACGUGACGAGAAAACAUUUGAGAACCGUUGAUUUUUUUCGAACGGUUGAAUUUCCUGCCGUAUCGAUAUUUCUAAAUUUUAAUCCAAAGACGGUAAUUUUACUGGUCAUGUGAAAGAAUGUAAACGUCGUACGAACGAUACCACCCGAUUGCGUUUCGGCAAAUAUGGUGACAUUUCCAGUACUUCCACCGUAAAAUCCAUACCUGGGAGAUUGGGUUUCCUGAUUGAUACCGACACCAUUUACUUUAAAAAUAAUGAAUUUUGCAUUUUUUUGAUCGGUUGCCGAGACGGUGGUGGUUUCGAAAAAUCCCGGUGGAUAUCCGGAAAUUUGUGUACGAUCGUACUGAACGGGUGGAUUUCUUCCGAUGUCGUUCAAGUCGAUCAGUUCGGUUUUAUUUUUCUGAAUUUCGGCCGUAUUUCUCUGUUGUAUUUUUUCCAUGUCCGCGACCUUCUUUUCGAGGUCGUUGUUUUCAAAAUAAUCAUACCCCAUGAGUAUACUCAUAUUUUAUUAUCUGAAUAGAAAAUAAGCAACUCCCGUCGAAAGGAUGGUAAUAAUUCCCAAACUUAAAGUUUGUGAAUUCGGAACGGUUGUAUUUUCCUCAGGACUUAUUACAGGUUUUUCCACGGGACUUAUUACAGGUUUUUCCACGGGACUUAUUACAGGUUUCACGGUAUUUACCGUAGGUUUUUCUGGUUCCUCCGUAAAAUUCACCUUUUCGUUCUUUCCAAAGGUCAUACCGUUCUUGGCGAUCGUUAAAAUAUUAUUGUAUCCGGGUAAAGCUUUCCUUAAAAUUUUCAUAUCGGACGGUAUUAAAAUUAAUCCUGACAUGAUAGCAAAGUUGAGACCGACGUGUGUAUCCGUGAUCGCCGUCCGCAUGUUUCGAAUGAUUACGGUGACGUCACUUUGAACAAUACUGUCUUUUAAAACUUUUCGAAAGACGUCUUGCGUCUGUAAACUUUUUGCACCCUGCCCCGUAAUACUCCACCGGGUUUUCGCUUGCGCUCCGAGCACGGCGUAGGUAUAAACUUCGAGAGAUUGCUGAAAGAGCCGUUGUCCUAAUUUCGUCAAUCCACGCGAUAUUUUCGGAAUGAAAAUUUUAUGAUCUUCCGUAACAUUUUUUGGGAAUUUUCCCGUUAAAUAUUUGUAGACGAUGUACGUUCCACCGUAUCGCGUUCGUACGUAAUGUUGGCGUCGAAUUCUACGACGAGUAUCCACAGGUAAUCCGUAAUACCACGUUCCAACAUUCGCAUGCGAGGAUACGGUUCGUCUUUCCCAUGUUUCGCGAACGGGUAUGUGUUUUUGGAUGGUGACAAUAUCAUCUUCGGUCAGAUAAUGAUCCAGUAAUUUUGGAAUUUUCAUGAAUUUUUCCAUUUGAUAAUGAACGUGGAAUUUUACGGUUGAUGUGACCAAGUAAGAAUGGGAAAUGGAAUUAUUCAGGUGAUCUUCGGAAAUUCCAGAUUUGAAGGUAGCGAUGUAACAUGCUGCCAGCGAACAAAAAUAGGAAUUUUUGUGGUAAUCAAACGGAAUUAAAUCCAAAAAUUUUCCCGACUCCGUAUAUUGUGGUGUCGUGUAUUCAAGACCGACUGAAAAAUAGUCUGUUUCCGACACGUAAAUUUUGAAUGUGUGUAAAUCCAUCCCGAACUUAAAAUUGGGUCGAAAAAUCAUAUCCGACGCGACGUUACGCCAUCCGUUCGUCCAAUAUAAAUAUUUCGUCCAAUCCGGAUUAUGUAAAAAUGUAUCGGACGUAAUAUCGUAACUUGUCAGAUCGUCGACCUUGUACGAAAUCUCGGUAGAAUUUACCGUACCAUCUUUGGUAAAGUCGACUUCGAAAUUAAAUUUACUCAAUGUCGCGUUGGGAUAUUUUUUUAAAAAAUUAGUUUUCAUCUUUUGAAUUUCGAGAGGAUAGGCUUUUUUCACCUUUUCAUAAUUUUUUCCGUAAUAUUUACGGAAUAAUUGAUCGUCCAUUUUAUUAUACGACGUAAAGUUCCAUUAAAACAUUUCCCAGUACGAUAACGUGAACGUUAGAUUUCACGUCGAAAUGAAGUUCGUUGUAAAUCCCCGCAUCCGCACCGACUUCGCUUUCGAUGUCGUUGUAUUUCGUCGUCGUUCCAAACAGACGUUUUGUUUCCUUCGAUGGGAAGCGACGUGAUGAUAUUACUGGGAAAUCCCAUCGGAUCUAUAUUUCGGGAUCGGUUCGCUAAAUUACAUCCAACCGUCACGUAACGUAAUCCUUCGUGAAAAGGACGAUCGAAAAGGUAGUGUAUCCCAGCAGACCGUUCAGUUUCCAUAAGUUUAAAGAUUUUAUACCUUUCGUGAAUCCAAUCUUGAUGCGUCCGUCGGGAAAUUCUUCGACGGAUAAUCCGUGACUUUCCAACUCUUUUCGUAAAUUCUUAAACGUCCAGUAUCCUUCGUCCAACGUAACUUUUUUCUUAUCGAUGGAAAAAUAGUCGUUGUACCCUUUUCGAAUAUUUUGAUAAUUCCAGAACACGGCGGCUGUUUUCACGUAGAGUUUGGACGCAUGGGUUAGAACUAACGGAUUCAAUAAUUUGACCGUAGUUUCACCAUUUUCGACGUAUACCGUUAUCUUCUUCAUUGUUUUAUAUUUCCAGGGAAAUAUAAAAUGGGAUUACCUUUGGAUUUAGCCUUACACGAACUUUAUUUUAACGUCAACGGUGGAUACAUGUCGAUGGAAAAAUUAUAUCGGGAUGCGGUCGAAGAAGGCAUCGAAGGCGUCACGCGAAAAAAUGUGAAAGAAUGAUUACAGACCCAGAAUACCUACAUCGUUCAUAAACCGAUCCGAAAACAUUUUAAAACUCAGAGAACUUACGUCAACGGACUUUCACAACAGAUACAAAUGGAUUUGGUGGACAUGAAAAUUUAUAGUCGCGCCAAUAAGGGAAACUGGUGGAUUUUAACCGUGAUCGAAAUUCUAAGUCGGUACGAAUUUGCCGUACCCGUCUAUCGAAAAGAUACUAAAAAUAUGGUACCGGCCGUCGCACAAGUUUUAAAACAAUUUCACGAAAAAUUCGGACGAUAUCCUAAAGUAGCACAGUUUGAUAACGGUUUAGAAUUUUACAAUAACGGUGUCAAGACGUUAUUGAACGAUCACAACAUUCAUUAUUUUUCGACGAGGCUCACCGGUAAGAAAGCGGCGAUCGUCGAAAGAUUUAACAGGACGUUAAAAACAAGAAUGUGAAAAUAUUUUACGGAAAGUAAAUUUACGGAAAAGAUGAAGAGAUGGAUCGACGUCUUACCGGAUUUUGUAAGUUCCUACAAUCAUUCCAAACAUCGGACCAUCGGUAUGAAACCUGCAGACGUAAACGAGGACAAUAAAGACGAAGUCUGGACGAAAAUUUACGGUUACCCGUUAUCGCAUUUUCCAAAACCAAAAUUUAAAGAGGGAGAUCAUGUAAGGGAUAUGAUCUAUCAUAAAAAAUUUGAAAAAGGAUACACGCCGAAUUAUACCGGCGACGUUUACGUUGUGUCGGAAGUAUUUCGCGGUGAUUCGAACAUGUAUAAGAUUAUAGAUCCCGACAACCCCGACAAAGACGUUUUAGGAAGAUAUUACGAACCAGAAUUAUCGUUGGAUUUAAGUAGUAAAUAAAAUGGAUAUCGAACUGAAUGACUUUGGACAACGCGAUGAUGAUUACGACUUGGAUGAUUGGGAGGAAACUAAUGUUGACUUGUACGAAACAGGAUUGGAAGAUUUAGAUAGACGAGACGAUGAAUUAUGGAUGAUGGAUUUUAAAAGGGAGAACGAAGACGAUACGUCCGUCAAGGGAAAAAGAGAAACUAAUUCACUGUAUACGACGUCAACCUGA
This is a messenger RNA of Paramuricea clavata, 5951 nucleotides long. The record is from the annotation of a GenBank genome assembly. NCBI's taxonomy places the organism in Eukaryota, Metazoa, Cnidaria, Anthozoa, Malacalcyonacea, Plexauridae.